GGAGCAAGAUGAGCAGGCGUGGCGGAUGACGUUGACGUUGACGUCAGCGCUGCUGAGACAGAAGCCGGAAGUGAGUAGAGCUGCUCGGCUAACACCGCCAGCUAAACGGAGACAGAGACAUAGCAACUGCAGCGUGACUGUGGAUGGAAAGACAGCGGGGCGAGGCGCACGGAACGGCGGAUACAAACUACCAAAGGGACCCCAUCUGCUCUGUCAACACGGUUUUUGUCAGGUUGCGGAGGAGCGGCAGGCAGCGCGAUGAGCGGGGCCGCUCUGGGCAUCGAGAUCGUGGUGGUGUUUUUCUUGGCGCUCUUCCUGCUGCACCGUUAUGGAGACUUUAAGAAGCAGCAGCGCAUGGUGCUGUUCAGCACACUGCUGGCGUGGUACCUGUGCUUCCUCAUCGUCUUCAUCCUCCCUCUGGAUGUCAGCACGACCAUCUACAAACAGUGUAAGAUCGACCACGAGGAGCACGUCACCGGGCCUACCAUCGGUCCACAACCCCCCAAUCAAACGGCGGCCAACUCCACUGCCACCCCCAGGAUGAGCCCUGUCACUCAGUGCUACAAACCCUGGAGCUACAUCCCUGAUGGCAUCAUGCCGGUCUUCUGGAGGGUGGUGUACUGGACAUCUCAGUGUCUGACCUGGCUGCUGCUGCCCUUCAUGCAGUCUUACGCUCGUUCCGGGGGAUUCUCCAUCACUGGGAAAGUCAAAACAGCUCUGAUAGAAAACGCCAUCUACUACGGCACGUACCUGCUCAUCUUUGGCUCCCUGCUCAUCUACGUGGCCGUGCACCCGAAGCUGCAUCUCUCCUGGUACGAGCUCCAAACCAUCGGGAUCACAGCAGCCAACACCUGGGGUCUGUUCCUGCUGGUGCUGCUGCUGGGCUACGGCCUGGUGGAAAUCCCUCGCUCCUACUGGAACGCCUCGCGACCCGGACACCUGCUCAUCAAGACGUACUUCAAGGCGUCCAAGCUGAUGACAGAAAAAGCAGACGCGGAGGAGAACCUGGAGGACGUGAUGGAGGAGGUGAGGAAAGUCAGCGAGUCCAUCAAGUACAACCAUCCACUGAGGAAGUGCAUCGACACCGUCCUGAGGAAGUGUCCCGUGGACUACCAGGAGAAGCUGGGCAGGAACAUGGACGACUACGAGGACUUCGACGACAAGCAGAACACGUAUCCCAGUGAGAAGAGUCUGGUCAAGCUCCAUAAGCAGGUGAUCUACGCCGUCCAAAGACACAACAGGACUCGUGUUCAGUGGCAGAUUCUCCUGCAGCAGGCCAUCCAUCUGGAGGACGUAGCCAAGAACGAGACCAGCUCCACCCACCAGUUUGUCCACAGCUUCCCAUUACCUGAGUCCAGUAGCUGGGUCAGCAGGUACCUCUACACGCCGACCGUAGAGUGGUACUGGCUUUGUCUCCUGAAGUCCUGGUUCUACCGACUGCUCUCCGUCAUCCUGACUCUGUUCAGUGUCGCCGUGGUCUGGUCUGAGUGCACCUUCUUCAGCACUCGCCCCGUCCUCUCUCUGUUCGCUGUCUUCAUCCAGCUGGCUGAGCGGGACUACAACUACCUGUACAUUGAGAUGGCGUGCUUCAUCACAAUCUUCUUCCUGUGCACUUGCGUCUACUCCACCGUUUUCCGCAUUCGGGUUUUCAACUACUACUACCUGGCGUCCCACCACCAGACCGAUGCGUACAGCCUCCAGUUUAGCGGCAUGUUGUUCUGUCGUCUGACUCCGCCCCUCUGCCUGAACUUUCUGGGUUUGAUCCACAUGGACUCUGCCAUCUCCCACCAGGACAAGGAGCAGACCGCCUACACCUCGAUCAUGGGAUCAAUGAAAGUUUUGUCCUUCAUCGCAAACGGCUUCUACAUCUACUACCCCAUGCUGAUCGUGAUCCUGUGUAUAGCUACGUACUUCAGUUUGGGAACCCGAUGCCUGAACCUUCUGGGCUUCCAGCAGUUUCUCGGCGACAAUGAAAUGACUUCCGAUCUAAUUGACGAGGGAAAGGAACUGAUCCGACGAGAAAAAAGAAAGCGUCAACGGAUCGAAGAUGGAGAGAACAGGCGAAGAGAGUGGAAGGAGCGUUACGGAAACUCCAGGGAGGAAUAUUCGACGAGGAACAGAAGCAGUCACGAGAUGAAGGAGACCAGCUACUCGGACUCUGUGACCCCUAGUGGUACCAGACAAGCAAAAUAUUCACGCGGCAGCGGCCGAGGGGAGAGAGACCGAAUGGAGCUGCUGCAGGACGCAGAACCUUUGGACUUCAGUGCUGACACCCUGACAGACGAGGGUCUGGACUCAGAGUCUGGAAGACACACAGGGGGGCGCUAUCUCUCCAUGUCGUCGUCACGCAGCAGAAUAUUCGACGACGUUUAACACCAGCCUCCAAGUCCACCCGCACUCGACAACCCUCCGUCCUCUCGUCUCCCAGCAUGCACUGCAACAGAGCAGGCGGACGACGUCGCCGCGUCCAGCCGGCGCUAGCAUGACGAAGGAAACACUGAUUCAUCAGCUUUGUGUCACGACAGCCGUGACCUGAGCAUGCAGCCCGACGAGGUCACAUCACUGCGCUCCAGUAAAGGUUGAUUUAUGUUGAUUAUUUAUUAUCGGUCUCUCCGUCACCUCCGUGUAAAUACUGAAGGAGAACGGGAUUUUCCGAACUCUCUUGGUGGAUUCUGUGAGCGAGAAAAGACGAUCCGUAUCAGUAAAAAGAAAUCAAGGUGUGGUCCUCACACUGAGCCGGUGCCAUCGACCCACCAUCACCUCCAUCACCGGGGAGACGACAUGACACACUAUUUGGACAAAAACUAAUAAUGAAUGAACACUAAACGACGACGUUAGCGAUCACUGUGUGUGUGUUCAACAGGGCCACAACCCAAGGUUUGUGAACCUACAGGAAGUGACAUGUUUUCAGUUACAACAAAUUUUUUUUUUAAGUUGAAACAACUGCCUGAAAUAAUGGGACAGAUACAGAGACCUGAGAAACACCCCCAGAUUACAGACUGCUGUGCCACCUAGUGGCCGACAGCACAAACAACUAACAGCAGUGAUAUAGAUUGAACAGUUACUGUUGGUAGUAUUUCCCAAAUCAUCAACCUUUUUUUUUAGUACAUGAAGUGACAUAGAUUUUAUAUAUAUAUAUAUAUAUACUGUAUUGAUAUAUGUAUGUAUUUCUACAUACAUAUAUCAAUAUUUAUUAUGUAUACACAGCAUAACUGUUAGGUUUGUACAUAUGUACAAUAUCUGUUUAUAUGGGCUCAUCAGUGACUCUGAGAAGGAUGGAACUGUUUUACACUGUAUUUAUCAACAUGAUGAAAUAUUGUCGUCACCGCCAAUAAUGUUCUCUUUGGCCACGUUUGACUGAGUCUUUGGGAGCCUAAAUUAAAAUGAAGCGGGGGGGGGGUAUUUAAUUCAGUUCCGGGGGGAUGUAGGUCUUGAGGUCAUGGAAACUUGACUCCGAUUUUUGUUCAAUUUUUUAACUGGUUAAGGAUUCCAACACUGUGGAAACCUCUCUCUCUCUCUCUCUCUCUCUAAAUAUUUAUUAUCAUGUUUCAUGUCAUGUGAAGCUGGAGUUUAAUUGAAUGACAUUUCAUAGUGAUGAUGUUUUGUUUCUCAAAUCUGUGAUUAAAUGUGCUGCCAUUGAUGUUUAGAUCAAUAAACCCGAUCAGGAAAAAAAAA
This is a messenger RNA of Cynoglossus semilaevis (tongue sole), 3675 nucleotides long. RefSeq names its product LMBR1 domain containing 2b (gene lmbrd2b). Gene Ontology annotation, biological process: adrenergic receptor signaling pathway. Gene Ontology annotation, cellular component: membrane. The transcript has 18 exons. The record is from RefSeq and is a predicted model, not a curated record. NCBI's taxonomy places the organism in Eukaryota, Metazoa, Chordata, Actinopteri, Pleuronectiformes, Cynoglossidae. The coding region runs from base 259 to 2373 and encodes 704 amino acids.